Aspergillus ochraceoroseus IBT 24754 is the source of this 1551-nucleotide messenger RNA. RefSeq lists its product as uncharacterized. The coding region runs from base 1 to 1551 and encodes 516 amino acids. The record is from RefSeq and is a predicted model, not a curated record. The transcript has a single exon. NCBI's taxonomy places the organism in Eukaryota, Fungi, Ascomycota, Eurotiomycetes, Eurotiales, Aspergillaceae.
AUGUUGGAGGAACUUGAGCACCCUUCAACGGCUGCCACGCCAGCAAUCCUCAGUUCAAGUUACCCCUCAACUACACUUGCUCCGGUUACAAAAGAAAACAGCAGUCAGCCUUACAAUGAUCAUCCUUUGUUCCGCUCCGAGACCCCUGACGUCGUAUUAACACAGAGCUCUGAUACGCUGUCAUCACCACAACCAGAGAAGCAACAUCUCCCGCGCGGGUCUUUUCACCGUCGAGCAAAUACCGAAAUCAUUCGGCCACGCGCUGCUCGACCGCCAUCCAGGCAACUAUUCGCAGAUCAGUCCCCGACUUUCGAAGACCUAGAUUAUACUCGGACGCGCCCUACCCCGCCAACCGAGAACUUCGCCAGGAGGAAAUUCGAAGUGGGCGCGAAACUGCUGUCGGAUUUGUUCCAGGGGAAAUCCGACCAAGUUAACUUCGGACUCCUGCACCGAUCAGGGGACCGAAAUUCCGUCGCGAUGGCGCCCACCAGCGCGAACAACAACCAAGGUGCUCAGGAGUACCACACCCCUUCAUAUACUUCGGCCACGUCUACAACUCGGGGCCAAAAACGGAUGACUGCGCCAUCGCCGCUAAAACAGGUCACAUCGACAAGCCCAUUCUCCUUUUUCGGGAUCAAGCGCCAAGGAGACAAUAGACUCGACCUUCCGGAACCUGCAGAGGAUGAGUUGCUGAACCUCGAUAUCGCCGCGGCGCUGUUUCCUCCCGGGAUGCGCGACUUGGAUGAUCAAGAAGCCUUUGAUGCUCUGCGGAACAAUGCAGAGAAUGUCAUUCGACGGUUACAGGCGGCCUAUAAGCAAAGGACCUUCGCCCUGCAUGAAGCUCUUGGGGAAAAAACCGAGAAGCAGGAAGAGCUGGAAGAAACUCGGACACGCAUCGGACACUUGAAGGUCCAGCUAGACGGCAUGGCUGAGAAGGUGCUCCGCCAGGACAAGGCCAUGAAAACUAUGGCCGAAGAGCUUGAACAAGAGAGACAACUGCGCCAGAGGGAAGAAGAUGCUCGCCAACGGAGCGUGAUGCUCAUUCGAGCCAGCGGCGAUGACGAUAGCUCAUCCGAGCUAGCGAUGGAACUGCAGACUCCAAAAUGGAGGUUCAAACGCGUGAGCAACGGGACUCUCCCCAGUGACUCAGGGUUCGAUUCGGGAGAUGAGAGUCUUGCUGAAAGUGUCUUCUCGCGCCGGGAAGGUGUUGAGUCUCCGACUUCGACGAUUGCAGCAUCCCCGAACUUCUCCCAGAUCACACUCCCGACCCCCCCAUCCGCCACUCUACAGCCCAACCCAAAAGAGCUGAAACCUCUACCUACACCCCAAACUCGCCAGUCCACAUACGACAAAGUUCUCAAGGGCCUUGCAUCGACGGGGAUUACUACCGCAUGGGGUAAUUCCUCGAGAUGUGGAAUCUGUCAUGGAGUGCCUGCUUCAGAAGCCUGGAGCGUCAUGGGCAUUCUGAAGGAAGAGAACAAGGGUUUGAAGACGCGACUGGGAGAACUUGAGAUGGUAAUAGACGACUGUUUGAGUCUUGUUGGGCCUUGA